Messenger RNA from Cajanus cajan (pigeon pea), 1115 nucleotides. RefSeq names its product LIM domain-containing protein WLIM2b. The record is from RefSeq and is a predicted model, not a curated record. Lineage: Eukaryota; Viridiplantae; Streptophyta; Magnoliopsida; Fabales; Fabaceae.
UUCAUUUUCUCUAUUUAUUGGAUUUUCAUUAAGGUGACCAAGACAUGAUCUGUUCUCCAUAUAUAUUCAAUGACAUUCAUAGUCUCAAGAGUCCCAACCUGAGUCAUUGUGUCUCAACUUGCUCAAACUUAUUCUCUCUCACCCUCACAAUUUCUCAUUCUCUCUCUAUCUUCACCUUUUCAGUUCAAAGCUUUAGAUCACGACACAACACAACCGAUCCACCAUUCACCACUUUCUCUUCACAAGUCUCUGAAGCCGAUCCAGUGCCUUGUGAAUUUGGAAUUGCUGGUGAAUUUAGAUCUAAAAGCCACAACAAUGUCUUUUAUCGGUACCCAGCAAAAGUGCAAGGCUUGUGAGAAAACGGUCUACCCCGUUGAUCAGCUUUCUGCUGAUGGCACUGCUUAUCACAAAGCUUGUUUCAGAUGCUCUCACUGCAAAGGAACAUUGAAGCUAAGCAACUAUUCCUCAAUGGAGGGUGUUCUUUACUGCAAGCCACACUAUGAGCAGCUCUUCAAGGAGACUGGCACUUUCAGCAAGAAUUUCCAGUCACCUGCAAAGUUAGCAGAUAAGACAACCCCUGAGCUGACAAGGUCCCCUAGUAAAGCUGCAAGCAUGUUUUCUGGUACACAAGAUAAGUGUGCUACAUGUGGCAAAACUGCUUAUCCAUUGGAGAAGGUAACAGUGGAAGGGCAGGCCUAUCACAAAUCAUGUUUCAAGUGUUCACAUGGUGGUUGUCCCAUAACCCCAUCAAAUUAUGCAGCCCUUGAGGGAAUUUUGUAUUGCAAGCACCAUUUCUCCCAGCUUUUUAAGGAGAAAGGGAGCUAUAACCAUCUUAUCAAGUCUGCAUCAAUCAAACGGGCAGCAGCAGCAUCUGUUCCAGAAUCUUGAAUGUUGGGGUUCCUUCUGUUGUUGCCUUUUCUUUUUCUAAUACAUUUUGUUCUAUCAAGCAAGUGUUUGUAUGUGUGGCCCUUUUUGUUUUGAUUGUUCUCUCUUGAAUUUGAUCACUUCUGAUUCUGAUUUUUACUUACACAUGCGUGGCGUGCAAAUCUUGUGUUGUGCUUUAUUUAUACAGUGGACAUUCAGUAAUGACUAAUGAGAGCGUGAUUUGCAAGAUA